AUGAACCUAGAUAUUCUUAAAGAACGCAUUAGUAUUAACUAUGUAAUUAAGAUAGCUCACGUCAAGCUGCACGACUUUAAGGGCAAGGCCUCUAUCUAUCUAAUAAUAGAGAAGUACUACGUAUCCGCUGACGAAGACGGCGAUGAAGAUGAGCCUAACAUUAACGAGCUAGACGCUGAGCAAGACGACGCAGAGCCCCGCAACACUAAGAAUAAGAGUAAGGCUAAGCUAAAGUAUAAAUUUAGUAAAGCUAAGCCCUCUAAGUUCCGCAACAACCUUACGCAUGCAAUAACUGCCUACUUCGUACCUACGCAGGUUGAGGGCUUAAUUACGGCUAGAGAGAUUAAGUUGAUAGACAUGAACAUCGCACCCCUUAUCAUGACUACUAAGGAACGCGAAGAAUAUGCCGAAGACUUGCCGUUUAUCAGCCCUACUAAUAAGUUAUUAGAAUUUAAGAACGACAUAAAGGAGCCUAAAACUCCUACACUACUAAAUGGUGGUCGCCCCUAUUCUAAGUCUCUCCUAACCUACCGUGACAACACUACGCGGGAGCUCGAUAAGAACGCAAUUACUGCUAACCUCCGCGAGACCGCCGACGAGCACGUCGCGCUGUUGAGACUACAGCUUAGAGCAAACAUGCGCCCUAUAGGUGAUCAGAUUAUGGCCCAACUAUACCACUUCCUGUCCAAGCGUCCACACUGCCGCGACGAGAACGGCCACCUACGCGCCGACAAGGUCCAGCUAUUCCUCGAAUAG
Bipolaris oryzae ATCC 44560 is the source of this 756-nucleotide messenger RNA. RefSeq lists its product as uncharacterized. The transcript is spliced from 2 exons. The coding region runs from base 1 to 756 and encodes 251 amino acids. The record is from RefSeq and is a predicted model, not a curated record. NCBI's taxonomy places the organism in Eukaryota, Fungi, Ascomycota, Dothideomycetes, Pleosporales, Pleosporaceae.